This is a messenger RNA of Daldinia decipiens, 2046 nucleotides long. Its product is annotated as amino acid transporter. The record is from RefSeq and is a predicted model, not a curated record. The transcript has 6 exons. Gene Ontology annotation, biological process: transmembrane transport. NCBI's taxonomy places the organism in Eukaryota, Fungi, Ascomycota, Sordariomycetes, Xylariales, Hypoxylaceae. Gene Ontology annotation, cellular component: membrane. Bases 451 to 2046 code for a protein of 531 amino acids. Gene Ontology annotation, molecular function: transmembrane transporter activity.
CAGAAACACACCGAGUGCGGGGAUGUGAUGUUACAUCCUUGCCAUGCUGUGCCAUGCUGUGCCGUGUCUUUGCACGAGAGGGUUUGGCCACACAGGCCACUCCCUCGCGUUGUUUGGUUGCGUGCUUUUUCGCUUAUCGCCCCCUAGCUCUGUGCCUCACUGUCUACACUAUUCCACUCACUAUUCUAUUCGGGCCAACCAGCCACUUUCCGGGGGCAAUCUUAGGUGAAGUUCAGCUGGCCUAAUAGAGCGUGUUCGAGGGGGGGUCGCGUUCUGUCCUGUCCAGCUCACCUCCAUCACGUUCUUUUCUCCACAACUGGGCGACCGAAGUCGAUCUUUAGUUCGACCUAUUGUCGUCUAACUCGGGUCCCGAUAUUGUCGGUUUCUUUCUCGCGCAGUCAUUAUCGUUCUGUAUUAAGGUAUUGCGUAUCCUUGCGCAUAUCAAUCGCUAUGUCGAAAGACGAGCUUGAGCUUAAUGUCGGGAAUCUUCUCCGCGAUGAAUCGUCGUCAAGUUUUCGCAAGCGUGAUAAUUAUGAUGACGACGCGGUCCUACGGCGGCUUGGGAAGCGGCCAGUCCUAACUCGAAGUUUUGGAUUCAUGUCAAUUCUCGGCUUCUCCUGUUCGGCAUUAUGUUCGUGGGAGAGCAUUCUCCUGACGAGUGUUCCAGGUCUGAUCAUAGGUGGACCGUCCGGUCUUAUAUGGGGGCUCGUAGUCAAUUGGGUUGGAGUUAUUUCUAUGUAUGCGACGUUAGCUGAAUUGGCUUCGACAGCACCCACUGCUGGUGGUCAAUAUCACUGGGUUUCGAUGCUGGGUCCAAAGUCAUGUUCAACCUUCUUAUCAUACAUGACUGCCUGGCUUACAACAUUAGCAUGGCAAGCAAUUUCUGUCAUGUGCAGUUACCUUGUCGCGACUCUUCUACAAGGCAUCAUUGUUUUAGCUCACCCAACAUAUAUACCUCUAGCAUGGCACACCGUACUGCUCAUAUGGGCUUUUGCUCUUUUCACCACCUUCAUAAAUUCUACCACGAGUCGUAUAUUGGCAAAGUUAGAGGCCUUCAUUCUCAUUCUCCAUUUAACCGGCUUCUUCGGAGUUUUAGUCCCAAUGGUGUAUUUUGCACCUCACAAUGAACCGAGCUUUGUCUUUUCAACAUUCCUCAACAAUGGGAACUGGCCUACACAGACGAUGGCUUUCUUUGUUGGGUUCCCCACGCUUGCUACGGCUAUAGUCGGAGCUGAUUGUGCUGUUCAUAUGUCCGAAGAGAUACAAUCGGCUCCCCUAGUAGUUCCUCGGGCGUUGAUGUAUACGGUUCUUAUUAACGGAGCACUUGCAUUGGGUAUGGCUAUCGCUAUGGUGUUUUGUAUCAGCGACUUGGAUGCAGCAAUGGCAGCUGUCGAUACCAUGUUCUACCCUUUCCUCCAGGUCGCUGAUUCCGCGGUUAAGUCAACCACAGGGGCUUGCCUUAUGGCGGGUGUCAUCUUCGCCUUGACAGUAGCGGGUAGCAUUGGUAUAUAUGCCUCGACGGCCCGCAUGCUCUGGUCUUUUUCUCGGGACAAAGGCGUUCCAUUUUCAAACCACUUGGUAAAGCUCACCAAGAACACUCUCCCAACGAAUGCAAUUCUUACUACCUUCGCUGUCACCAUAAUCUUAUCAUUAAUUGCGCUUGGGUCUGCCAUCGCCCUCCAGGCCUUGUGCUCCUUGUCGGUAGCUGCUCUGUUUGCUUCCUACAUGAUUCCUUGUGCUCUUCUUCUUUGGCGCCGUACUACAGGGGGGAUGCGUCCUUAUUCGGGAGAAACAGAGGACCCUGAUCAAGAAGUUAGUUGGGGGCCUUGGCGAAUCCCCGAGCCAUUGGGAACCAUUAAUAAUAUAUUCGCCUGCGUAUAUAAUGUGGUAACGCUAUUUUGGUCCUUCUGGCCUCAGACGAACGAUCCAACGGCGGAGACGACUAAUUGGAGUGUUCUACCCUUUUGUGUCGUUAUCUUGUUUUCUAUCAUAUGGUAUCCUCUCCGGGCGAAGAAACAUUACAAAGGUCCUAUCAGGGAGGUUUGA